AUGCCGCCGCAGCCAAAACCCGAAGGUCACGACGUGUUCAUAAGCUUCCGGGGCUCCGACGUCCGGCACACGUUCGUGUCUCGCCUCCGCGCCGCGCUCCGCCGAGAAGGCGUCACGUCGUUCGCCGAUCAAGACAUGCCACGUGGCCAGGAUUUGACGGAAGCGAUCCCACGUGCGAUCGAGCGGUCGAGGGUCUCGGUCGUCGUUCUGUCCCGGAACUACGCCUCGUCGGAAUGGUGCUUGGACGAGCUGGUUACCGUUAUGAGGUGUUGCAGCCGCGGCGGCCACGUGGCUAUCCCGAUCUUCUACCAUCUGUCACCGGAGGAGGUCUCCGGCUGCUACAAGGAGGACUUGGAUCGACACAAGCGUAGUUUUACUUACGAGAGAGUCGACGGCUGGAUUCGGGCGCUUGCUUGGGUCGCCGGUAUAGCCGGUUGGGUCGUUCCGGCGCCCAGUUAG
Messenger RNA from Linum tenue, 459 nucleotides. The record is from the annotation of a GenBank genome assembly. NCBI's taxonomy places the organism in Eukaryota, Viridiplantae, Streptophyta, Magnoliopsida, Malpighiales, Linaceae.